UUGUCAUCGAAGAAAAAGUUUAGAAAUCAAAAUACACAAUCACAAAUAUCAGCUGUUAUUGAAAGUGUGAUCUCGUUAUUCACGUAUUAAUAAUAAUUAAAAGCCAAAAGAAUGGCUGUUUUCAGUUUAAAGGAUACAGAUAAAUACUAUUUGACACUAACUGAACCUCCUAAGCGAUUUGACGCUGAUAGUCCAGUGACUAAUGUAUUUUUUGACGACACAAAUGGGCAGGUAUUUACGGUGAGGUCUGGCGGUGUGACUGGAGUAACUGUUAAUGGAAUGGAUGAUUCUAAAUCAACGUCAUUUAGAAUGGAAGAUAAAGGCCCUAUAAUAUCUAUAAAGUUCUCCCCAGAUCAUAAAAUAUUAGCUAUUCAACGGAAUUUAGAUGGUCAAAUUCCAUCUGUAGAGUUUGUGAAUUUUAAGGACCUAAUUCCGACGAAUAUAGAGUAUAGUCACACCUGUAAAUGGAAAACUGCAAAGAUAUUGGGAUUUGUGUGGCCAAAAGUAAAUGAAAUUGCAUUUAUAACUGAUCAUGGUAUUGAAUUGCUUCAGAUAAUGCCUGAAAAGAAACAGUUGAAAACUUUAAAGAGCACAUCUUUUAGUGGUGCAUGGUUUUCAUGGUGUGCUCAGAGCAAAAUAGUCGUGUUGGCAGGAAAUAAUGGUGCUCUGUUGCAACCUUUCUCACUUGGUACAUCAACAAUCACUAAGUUACAGAAAAUUGAAUUGGAGUCAUCUCGACCAGUGGUUGAGCGGGACGUGUUUGUGCUGCGCCUGUGUGACAGCACCUGGUGCGCUGUUUUCCGUCAUGGCAACACCGCCACCUCUGUGUCAGGCCCCACUGAGGUUUGGCUGAUGCCAAUAUCUAGUGGGGGGACUCAGCAUGUGUUAAAGACCGGCCUGGUGGGGAGGUUUGCUGUGAGUGUGGUUGACAACCUAGUCAUCAUACAUCAUCAGUCAAGUCAAACAUCACAAAUAUUCGACAUAAUGGAGCAGUGCAAGGUGGAAAACAAAAUGGCGGUCCAUGUUCCUGUGGUGCCGGGAGUUUCUCUAAAGCCAGCUUUUAUCGAUGAACAGCCGUGUCCCAUGUAUUCCGGCAACUGGGUGGUGUUCCAGCCCCACUUCAUUAUAGACGCGCGGCUCGGCUGUCUGUGGAGGGUCAGCCUGCUUCCCGAGUCACUCCUGCAUUCGGUACCGAGAGAUGAGAUCGCGAAGGUGAUCGGAGUGCUACUGCGACUGGAACACGGAAAGCAGGCGAUAUACCUGGCGCUCAACCAGCUGGUGAGCGACGCCGGCGUCUACUUGGUGGAGCUGGGCCAGGUGUUUGACGAGAUCAACGCUGUGUACAGAAAAUGGGCCGAUGCGGAGGUAGCGAAGAACACGGCAGGCCACGUCGCAGAGAAGAGCGAGUCGUUCCCUGUGGUCAUAUCUCAGUCUGACAUGUGUAGCCACGUGCUGCAGACUCACGCAGACGACAAACACCUUGUGCAGGUGGUGACGCUGUACCUGUCGUCGCUGAGCGCUCACGAGCUGAUCGUGCAGCACUCCGUGGGCGAGCUGUGCGUGCGCACGCUAGUGACGCGCGGCGCGGCGGGCCGCCUCCGCUCGCUGGUGCGGCGCGGCUGUCUGGACGCGCAGCGCCCGCUGGCCUGCCAGCUGCUGAGCCUGGGCCGGCUGGACCCCGCCGCCGCGCAGCUGGCGCUCGACAUGAUGCGACGACUCAACGCGCCGCCGGAGAUAGUGGAGGUGUUGUUGAGCUGGGACGAGCCCGUGAGCGCAGCUGGUGCGGCACGACAGCUGGGCGCGUGGGGGUCUCUGUCAGCCCGCAAGGUCCUGGCAGCGGCACAACAGCACCAGCACCCCGCUGCCUUUCUGGCGGUCUACCACGCACUGCUGCUGCGGAACGAGCGCACCCGGGGCUCGCCGCACUUCCUUAAAGGCGAGCAAUGCGACGUCUACAUAGAGCAUUACAAGCAGCUGAUGACUGAGGAGUGACGGAAUAUACCGGGCCACAGGACGCGGGACGCAGAGACUACAUUCACCUUAUCCAUCCUCGAAUGAUUAACAGCAGCUCUCGAAAUUUGCUACAUCAUCAUCAUCAUUUCAACCAGAAGACGUCCACUGCUGGACAAAGGCCACCCCCAAAGAUCUCCACGACGAUCGCUCCUGCGAUGCCCUAAUCCAACCUACUCCGGCGAUCUUGACCAGAUCGUCGGUCCAUCUUGUAGGGGGCCUACCAACUCUACGCCUUCCGGUACGUGGUUGUCAGUCGACGAGCUUACGGCCCCAACCUAUGUGCCCUGCCCACUGCCACUUCAGUUUCACAAUCAUUUGGGCUACGUCGGUGACUUUCGUUCUCCUACGGAUCUCCUCAUUUCUGAUUCGACUCCCAGGGUAACUCCGAGCAUAGCCCUCUCCAUUGCCCGCUGAGCAACAGUGACCUACAUUGGACAAAUAAUCCAGUUGGGCAGGUCCAAUUUCGGGAAAGAGGUCACUCGUCGAAUCCAACUCGGAUGGGCAGCAUUCGGGAAGUUCCGUAAAAUCUUCUCGUCCAAAAUACCAGUGUCUGAAUACGAAGAUUUUUAACUAAUUUGUGUUGCCAGUACAUACGGAAUUGCUACAUUAUAAGUACUAAAUUUAAAAAUCAAGAUCGCCGGAAUACGUUGGAUGAGGGCAGCGCAGGACUGAUCGUCGUGGAAAUCUUUGGGGGAGGCCUUUGUGGACGUCUUCCGGCUAGUUAUGAUGAAGUACUGAAUUGAAUUCACCCCAUUGUUAGUCGUAUCCAUUUGGGAUUACUGUAUUGGCAUUGCUACCGGCCGCAGCAGUUGAUCUUCAACAUAGCUGUGCGGGGUAUGAAGAUAAACUGUCAGACUGCAUAAUGCGUAAUGUGGUGAAAUUGGGUGGUAUUUAUUGGACAACUCAUCGGAACACUCCCCGUGAUGCGUGAUCUUUACACAACGCCAAAGAAUCCAGCGAAUAGUUGAUAUAUAAAUAAAAGGCAUUUUCUCAAA
Leptidea sinapis is the source of this 3008-nucleotide messenger RNA. It is a transcript of the gene Bulli, whose product is annotated as regulator of MON1-CCZ1 complex. Gene Ontology annotation, cellular component: late endosome membrane; Mon1-Ccz1 complex; lysosomal membrane. The transcript is spliced from 12 exons. Bases 112 to 1992 code for a protein of 626 amino acids. The record is from RefSeq and is a predicted model, not a curated record. Gene Ontology annotation, biological process: regulation of autophagy. Lineage: Eukaryota; Metazoa; Arthropoda; Insecta; Lepidoptera; Pieridae.